AUGGCAGCCUUCAGCAUGCCAGACCUGGGAGGUGGCUACCACAGGCACGUGGGUCAAGCUGGAUGCCAGAGCAGGAGAAGUCUCACAGUGGAACUCCAGCUACAGAUUGCCUCUGACAAUGCCGACUUUGCCUUCUGUCUCUACCACCUGAUAGCAUCCCAAAAGUCUGAGAAUAACAUUUUCUUCUCCCUGCUCAGUAUCUCCAUCUCCUUGGCCAUGCUGUCCUUAGGGGCUGUUGGGGACACCCAGACUCAGAUCCUCGAAGGCCUGGGCUUCAACCUCACAAAGCUGUCACUGUCUGAAAUCUAUGAGGGUUUCAGGUCCAUUCGAGACAUGUUAGCUCUCCCAUUCACUGAGCUGAACAUCUCUGUAGAAGCUAACUUCGGAGACGAGAAGGCUGCCAUCCAGCUCAUCAACGACUAUGUCAAGGAGAAAAGUCAGGGGAAGAUCAAAGAUUUGAUCAGUAAACUGAGCCCAAAUGUAAGGAUGGUGCUGGUGAAUUAUAUCUUCUUCCAAGGCCUUUGGGAGAAACCCUUUCAUACUUCUGGAAUCUCUACCCAAGAAUUCUACGUAGAUGAGAACACGGUUGUGAAGGUACCAAUGAUGCGGCAAGUUCAGAAACAUGGGUAUCUUGAGGACAGCAAUGUACCCUGCAGAGUGCUGCAGAUGGAUUACAGGGGAGAUGCAAUGGCGUUCUUCAUCCUUCCUAACCCGGGCAAGAUGAAUGAGGUGGAGAAGGUGCUGUCCCCAGGCAUGCUAACAAAGUGGCAUCGCUUGCUUCAGAACAGGGUCUUCUAUAAAAGGAUUGCAUUGCAGUUCCCCAAAUUCUCCAUUUCAAAUUCCUAUGCAUUGGAUAAGAUUUUGCCUGACUUGGGCUUCCAGAACCUGUUCACCCACCACGUAGACUUCUCGAAUAUCACCAAAGAGGAGAAAUUGCAAUUAUCUAAAGUUUUCCACAAGGCCACCCUAGACGUGAAUGAAGCUGGCACAGAGGCUGCAGCAGUCACUGCUUUCUCUAUAGCGUCGUAUUCUGCUCCACUCCAUCACAUUACAUUCAACCAGCCGUUCUUGUUGGUGAUAUAUUCCAGCAGCACCGAGAAUAUCAUCUUCAUGGGGAAGGUGGUCAACCCCACAGCACAGCAGACCUCGGACUAG
Molecule: messenger RNA, 1155 nt
Organism: Mus caroli (Ryukyu mouse)
Lineage: Eukaryota; Metazoa; Chordata; Mammalia; Rodentia; Muridae
Product: kallistatin
Molecular function (GO): serine-type endopeptidase inhibitor activity
Source: RefSeq, a predicted model, not a curated record